AUGUAUCAUCUAGCGAAAGGGCUGUAUCUAUACGCCACGAGCAAAGAAGAAUACUCCGUCCUCCUCCUCGGCCUGGACAACGCCGGCAAGACGACCUUCCACGAACAAGUCAAAGCCCUCUUCCUGCCCUCGCACACGCCCAAGCUCAAGACGGUGCCGACGGUCGGCCAGAACGUCUCGACCAUCACCAUGCCGGACAUGUACCUCAAGAUCUGGGACGUCGGGGGCCAGCACUCGCUGCGCAAGCUGUGGCAGAGCUACUACACCUCCUGCCACGCCAUCGUCUUCCUCAUCGACAGCACGGACAUCGCGGACGGGAACCUCGAGGGCGACGAUUCCGGCCGCCUGGAGGAGUGCCGGCUGGUGCUGGAGGAUGUGCUGCAGCAUAGCGAGACGGAGGGCGUGCCGCUGCUGGUGCUGGCGAACAAGCAGGAUAGGGAGGACUGCGUGGAGGUCGUCCGCAUCAAGGAGGGGCUGGUCAAGAAGGUGUUUGAGGGCGAGAAGGGCGCGGGCAUCCGCGAUAGUAGGGUGCUCCCCGUGAGUGCGUUGACGGGGACGGGUGUCAGGGAGGCGGUGGAGUGGGUGAGGAGUAGGGUGAAAUGGAACAAGGAGGCGAGACCGCCCGUUAUGAGGUGA
Molecule: messenger RNA, 636 nt
Organism: Drepanopeziza brunnea f. sp. 'multigermtubi' MB_m1
Lineage: Eukaryota; Fungi; Ascomycota; Leotiomycetes; Helotiales; Drepanopezizaceae
Biological process (GO): intracellular protein transport; Golgi to plasma membrane protein transport; protein localization to Golgi apparatus
Cellular component (GO): Golgi apparatus
Molecular function (GO): GTPase activity; GTP binding
Source: RefSeq, a predicted model, not a curated record